Nothobranchius furzeri (turquoise killifish) is the source of this 3288-nucleotide messenger RNA. RefSeq names its product vascular endothelial growth factor C. The record is from RefSeq and is a predicted model, not a curated record. Lineage: Eukaryota; Metazoa; Chordata; Actinopteri; Cyprinodontiformes; Nothobranchiidae. Gene Ontology annotation, molecular function: vascular endothelial growth factor receptor 3 binding; chemoattractant activity; growth factor activity. Gene Ontology annotation, cellular component: membrane. Gene Ontology annotation, biological process: positive regulation of protein phosphorylation; positive regulation of mast cell chemotaxis; induction of positive chemotaxis.
UGUUGGUAGCUGCUCAGCCUGGAGAGAGAGUUUCAUAUAUAAAUAUAGUUUGGACAAAGAUGUGAGCUCCUGCUGCUACCCUCCUCCUCCUCCUCCUCCUCCUCCUCCUCCUCUGUAAUACUUAGACACAAGCGCUUACAGCCUCGGGGCGGAAUAGUUAAGAAGGUAUGUGAAGAAAGUCUUUUUUGGGACUUUGAAUGAACAAAAAGAAGAAAGAACAAGAGAGAAAGUAAGGAAGGGGGAAGGGAGGAAGACAAAGGUGGAGCUGGAUGAAGAGUGAGAGGGAAAAAGCAGGUGUUGCACGUCUUCUCUGCUGCCUAGAGGCACUGGACUCAAGGAGAUAAACGUGUACGACAAGAGAAGCGAUGAAGAGGCUGAAGAUCAGCGCCUCAAAUCCAGUCAGGCUAAGGCGGCUUGCCUCUGCAGUCGCUGCAGUUUUGAGAGGAAAUAAAAAGAAGAAGCAUGUAUAAUCAGCUAAAAACAUCCCUCAGAUCUGUCACUCCGCCCACCACUUACAAGCAUUUCAUUCUUUCAUUUCAUUCACUCAGCCAGACGCCUGGGAGCAGGAGGCACGUUCACUCUAUUUGGACAAGAGGCUCAACUUCUCCUGAAAACUCCUUUAUGAGCAGGAUUCCUUCCAUUCUUCUGUCUCUGAUGGUUCUGAGAGGAACCAAGAGCUGAGAGAAGAGCCGCGGCACAUUUAGAGAGCGGGCUUUGCCCCAAAGGAGACGGGAGACAAAUAAAGACGGGUAGCGAUAAUCUGCACAGCUGCUGGCUGAGAACAGAUAACGGAGCCUGGAGGUGUGAAGGACAAGAAGAGGACGACCAAGGCUGGAGAGGAAGUCAGACACUUGAAAGGGAUCAUUCAAGUCGAAGGCCACCGAGGACACAGAGACAACGUGAGGACAAACCCAAACAGGGACACCUGACAUCAUCCCCGAGCAGGAAUGGAGGAGCAGCAGGAGAAGAAGUUCCUCUGAAGAGAAGCGAAGGAGCGCCAGACACAAAGCGAAGGUGUCGGUUUCCUCAUCAUGGUUUAUUCAGGUUGUGUCCCUGACUACAACACGCUGCAUCGGAAAAACAACUUUGUCCCCAGAUACAAUGAAGACAGGGACACAGACGUGCCCGCCUGAUCUGUGAUCACCUUCCUCUUCCUCCUAAACUUCAGCCGCCCCCACUCUCUGUGCUGGUGUCUCCUCUCCCCCUCUCCAUCCCCUCACUAUGUGGAUACCAGCUGUGCUCCUAUGGAUGCUUAAUACCAGCUACUUGUGCUCAGGACAAGACUACACCGACUACUACCGAGCUGCAGGCAUGGGCACAGAGCCACCAAAAGAGUCAGAUGAUCAGCCUAGCUUGGACGCCGUCACCAGCAUGGAUCAGCUUCUGCAGCUCCUCUACCCAGAAUACAGUCUGCUGCAGAACUGCAUGAGGAAGAAAUCCUGGCACGCCUCCUCUUCCUUCUCUUCUUCAUCAUUCUCCACCUCAUCAGCAAGCCCGUUGGUCCACUCUGGCGAUGAUAUGUGGGUUCAGCUGCGGGAGGAGGCUCUUUACAAAAUGGACACGACUUUAGAAGUCAUCCUUGAGGAGAUCCACCGAACCUCCUGCCAGCCGAGGGAGGUGUGCAUUGAGGUGGCCAAAGAGUACCCAGAGUCCACCAGUCAGGUAUACAUCCCUCGCUGCGUGGCGCUGCAUCGCUGUGGUGGUUGCUGCGGCAACGAGGCGUUUUACUGCACCAACACCAGCUACACGCUGGUCAACAAGACGCUGAUGGAGCUGUCUCCUCCCAGGAUGGACCGCUCGGUUGCCAUGGUUACCUUCAUCAACCAUACCUCAUGCGAAUGCCUCUCCAAACGGCCGCUUCACUCCGUCAUAAGGCGAGCAGCGGCAGAUCACCUGUGUUCCCCUCCAGACCUCCCCUGUGCCCCGGGGUCAUUGUGGGAUCCGGUGAGCUGUAUGUGUGUGUCUGCAGACACCGUUAGCUACUCUCAGAGGGAAACAGAGGCGCUGGACUCGAGGCUGCUGGCUCUCUGCGGACCCAACAGGGUUCUGGAGGAAUCCAGCUGUGAGUGUGUCUGUCAAAACGGCCUGACGGAAGCCAGCUGUGAUCCAGGCUGGAAACUGGACCAGAACACCUGUGAAUGCCAGUGUGAAGGGCAAGGUGAGGGACGGCCGUGUCCCGCCGGCCAGCGAUGGGACGACGACUUAUGUGGUUGUGUGUGUGCCGUUAAAUGUCCAAGGAAUCAGCCCCUGAACCCUGAAACGUGCCUGUGUCAGUGCAGGGAGAGUCCACAGACGUGUCUGCGACAGGGCAAGAAGUUCAACCCCAAAACCUGCAGUUGUUACAGGCCUCCGUGCAAACAUACCAGACGAGCGUGCCAAGAUGGGUUUUACUACAGCUACCAUGUCUGUCAGUGCAUCCCCAAAUACAUGAGGUGGAAUUAGGCAGAAAGGUCAAGUGGACGAUGACCAUUGACCUCUGCCUUCUUACCCUGAACGUGUGGGAAUGAUGAUGGAAGUGAUGGUGGUGGUGGUGGGGAAGGGGGGGUCUUUUCAUCACUUUUCCAGGGAAACAUCACAAAGCUCGAUCAAGGAUGGUUAAACGAAAAGGCAGACAAGUCUCACAUAUAAGAGAGAGAGCGGACUCUCGGGAACAGUAGCUUUUCCCUUUCUUCCAAACACUUCUCACCUGGAAACCCCCUCAAAGUUGCUUGUGAUGUUCGACAAGGCAGGAGGGACCCAAUCCAUGCAGGACGGGCAUUUGCCCCACCGAGGCGUGUUGCAGCAAGAAGAACGCUAACCAUCGAGCCGCCGUGGAGCUUACGCCUUUGUAAAAUGGAAUGUGAAACCAGAUAAUAAUAGUCCACUUUGAGCUUUUCCAAAAUAAGUUAAAUAAUCUUCAGGUGAUGUUGCAUGUUUGAUGACUAGAGAGAACAUACGAGACUGAUGUGUGCUGCAUAUACCCACCGCCGCCGCCGAAGCCAGUUUAAACUGAACAUUUGUUCACUUUGUUGCUCUGAUUUACUCUCAGCAUAAAAAGAUCUCCAUCUAACUUAUCUUCACAUACUCCAAGUGUUUUAUUUGGUUUUCUUCGUAUUUCAAACAGUGACAUUCUGACUGAAUUGUAGGUAGUUGUAAAAUAUUGUAUUUAAAUCACUAUAAGAACUCCAGAACAGCUGUUGUUUUCAAAUGGAAAAAAUUCACGACUCUUUAUUCAAGUGGAAAAUCGGAAUUACGACUUUGCCUGCACUGAUGUAUAUUCAUGUGAAUAAACCAAUGACAGUCACCUAA